This is a messenger RNA of Lolium rigidum, 1416 nucleotides long. Its product is annotated as nucleolin 2-like. Gene Ontology annotation, molecular function: RNA binding. Bases 34 to 1416 code for a protein of 460 amino acids. The record is from RefSeq and is a predicted model, not a curated record. The transcript is spliced from 13 exons. Lineage: Eukaryota; Viridiplantae; Streptophyta; Magnoliopsida; Poales; Poaceae.
UCGGCAACGACCCCGCGAGUUUCGGUAUAUACGAUGGUUAGGAAAGCAAGCAAGACCUCUGAUGUCCAGGUUGCACCUACCCGGGAUAGAAAAUCAAGACAGAAAGUCAAGAAGAAGGUGGAAGAUGACAAUGACGAUAAGAAGGAUGUGAAGAAGGAAAAAUCUUCUGAUGGAAAAUCAGGAGAUAAAGGCAAGAGAAAUUUGGAGGAUGGCACUGACAAGGUUUCGAAGAAGCAUAAAACUGCAGCUGAGAAAGAUUUGCCUAUGAAGAAUGACACUGGUGCAAAGAAGGAUUUAAAAAAGCAAACAUCUUCUGAUGGAAAAUCAGGAGAUAAAAGCAAGAGAAAUUCGGAGGAUGGCGCUACCAACGUUUCCAAGAAGCAUAAAGCUAAGAAACAACUCCCUCCAAAAGAGGUCGAAAGCAGCAUUUCUGAUGAGGAUUCUUCAGGUUCCAUGGAGAAGGAUGGCACUGCCAAGGUUUCGAAGAAGCAUAAAACUGCAGCUGAGAAAGAUUUGCCUAUGAAGAAUGACACUGGCACCAAGAAGGAUUUAAUAAAGCAAACAUCUUCUGAUGGAAAAUCAGGAGGUAAAGGCAAGAGAAAUUCGGUGGAUGGGACUACCAAUAUUUCCAAGAAGCGUAAAGCUAAGAGCAGCAUUUCUGAUGAGGAUCCUUCAGAUUCCAUGGAGAAGCCAAACACUCAAGCAAGUGGUAGUGAACCUAAUCAGCCAAAUACCUUUUUUGCUGCAAAGCCAAAUUCGAUCAUUGUUGGAAACUUGGCACACAACGUGAACCAAAAGCAUUUGCGGAAAUUUUUUCAGGUGGCGGGUAAAAUUGUGGGAAUUAAUUUACCUACCUUUGAUGAUGGGACAUGCGUGGGAUCCGCACAAGUUGAAUUUGCCACAAAUGAAGCUGUUCAUAAGGCAUGCAAAUUAAAUGGUCUUGAUUUGAAGGGACGGGCUGUCUCACUGAAUUUUGGUCAUGAGCGACUUACAUUUAAUCCUGACAGCUGUAUGUUCAAGAAGCCUCCUAAUUUCUCCAGCGAUACCGUCUUGAUCAAAGGAUUUGAUGCAGCCUAUGCUGUGGUACAGAUCACGAGGUUACUUAAGAAUCAUUUUUCCUCCUGUGGGGUUAUCACAAAAACAUUAAUCCCGGUGGAUAUUGAAACUGGCGCAAGUAAAGGGGCUUUAUUCAUGGAAUUCCGUGACCAGCUUUCUGUAUCGAAUGCGUUGAAACUGAAUGGAUCUCGCUUUGAUGGUGGCCUCACCUUGAGUGUGGAGGAGGCAGAAGUUUUGGCAGAACCUAGAGCAAAUAACAGAAGCUUUGACGGGGGCCGUGGUGGCAGACGCGGUGGCAGGGGCCGUGGUGGCAGACAGGGUGGCAGGGGCCGUGGUGGCAGACGGGGUGGCCGUAGUUAG